Messenger RNA from Gekko japonicus, 3096 nucleotides. RefSeq names its product thrombospondin type-1 domain-containing protein 4-like. Bases 1 to 3096 code for a protein of 1031 amino acids. The transcript is spliced from 17 exons. NCBI's taxonomy places the organism in Eukaryota, Metazoa, Chordata, Lepidosauria, Squamata, Gekkonidae. Gene Ontology annotation, cellular component: extracellular matrix. Gene Ontology annotation, biological process: extracellular matrix organization. Gene Ontology annotation, molecular function: metalloendopeptidase activity. The record is from RefSeq and is a predicted model, not a curated record.
AUGCCGGCGCCUCUGGCUGCGAUGCCAACAGGUGGGGACUCAGCACCGUCGUCGGUGCUCAUGACGCCAACUUCCAAAGCAGCCAUUUCUUCCCGGGCAACUGAUCCUGACCAUCUGGAGACCAAUCGUAAUAGUGCGAAACCUCCAGGUGCCGCCCGGAACGUGGCGACCCUAGGAGUCAGGGAUAAGGAUGAUGGAGGUGAUGCCACGUGGCAGGUGGGAGAGGCCGGAGAGAUUGUCGUUGGCGUUAAUGUACGGGGAAUCGCGUUGCUCAGGCGAGAGUUAUGCGUUCCGCAAAGGAUAGAAGAGCAAAACGUUGCCGUCGAAGAAGAAAAUGGAGAAAUCCCCGGGGUCUGGGGAAACUGGGGGCCCUGGUCGGCCUGUUCUCGCAGCUGCAGCGGAGGGGUCAUGGAGCAAACGAGGCCUUGCCUUCCAGGAUAUUAUUAUGAAAGGAACUACCACAGGCCGGGACAAUUCUCUGUCCCCGAAAGGACUCUUGGUCACCAGCAGCAGCUGCACCGCCAAGAAAACCUCCUCAACCCUUACUCCGGGCACGUCAUCUCUGCCAUACGGACAUCAGUGCCUCUUCACAGGAACGAGGAGCAGAGCCGGGCGGGCCUCCGGGCGGGCCUCUCCUCAGGGGCCCGCAACGACAGUCAUUUGAGCCGAGGUGCAUCGAGGGGAGGCCGCCUUUUUCAGUCUCGGCGUCGUAGUCCCAGGCCGGAUAGAAGAGGCAGAAACAAAAACCCCAUCGGACCUGGGAAAUACGGAUAUGGAAAAGUGCCCUACAUCCUGCCGCUGCAGACCGACACAGGGCAGUUGCCGCGCAAGCCACGACGCCAGCGGCAGUUGGCACGGGAGGCGGCCAGCCAACCGAGCGCCGGCACCGGGACCCCCUUUGGACAUCUGGCAAACCCUUCCCACCACCAGGGCAAUCUGCACCAGGAAGAUCGCAGGCCUCAGCCGAGGCCGCCGGGACCGGUCCGGGGCCAGCCUCUGUCUCCGAGGACCUCAGCGAUCGUGUGCACCGGAGCCUACAAGCAGCACAAGCUUUGCAACACAAAUCCGUGUCCUGAAAACAGAAGCAUCAGGGAGGUCCAAUGCGCAUCGUACAACAACAAGCCUUUCAUGGGUCGAUUCUAUGAAUGGGAGCCUUUUGCAGAAGUUAAAGGCAGCCAGAAGUGUGAGCUGAACUGCCGAGCCGUGGGUUACCGUUUCUACGUCAGACAAGCCGAGCAGGUCAUCGACGGGACGCCAUGUGACCAGAACGGAACCUCCAUCUGCGUGUCCGGUCAGUGCAAGAAUAUCGGCUGCGAUGACUAUCUGGGCUCCGAUAAGGUUGUGGAUAAGUGCGGGAUCUGCGGAGGAGACAACACCGCCUGCAAAGUUGUGUCCGGGGUCUUCAAGCACACCUUGACCAACCUCGGCUACCACAAGAUCGUCGAGAUCCCCGAGGGGGCCACGAAGAUCAACAUCACAGAGAUGUUCAAGAGCAACAACUACUUGGCGCUUCGGAGCCGAUCGGGGAGGUCUAUCAUCAACGGGAAUUGGGCGAUCGACCGACCCGGGAGGUACGAGGGAGGAGGGACCAUGUUCACGUACAAGCGCCCCAAUGAAAUCUCGAGCACCGCGGGGGAGUCCUUCUUGGCGGAUGGCCCCACCAACGAAAUUCUGGACGUCUAUAUGAUACACCAGCAGCCCAACCCAGGUAUCCAUUAUGAGUACAUCAUCCCAGGUCCCAAUGUCAUCAGUCCUCAGGUGCCUCUUCACAGGCGGCCAGGAGAGCCGUUCAACGGCCAGCUGGAUGUGACGGAGAGUGUGAAUUAUGAGGAGGAAGAUUUGCAUCGGGAGACAGGCACUCACGUUGGGCAGCCCAGGGGGACAUUCCCGGCCAUCCAGCCAGGCCGCUUUCCUUCUCUUCAGCCGGACAACCAGGUGCCGGUUGGUCAGCCCCCAAGGCGAAACAGAGAGCACAACUGGAAACAGGUCGGGAUGACUGAGUGCUCCACGACAUGUGGGAAAGGGUCGCAGUAUCCCAUCUUCCGCUGUGUGAGCAGAAACACUCAUGAGGAAGCGACCGAAAGCUACUGUGACCUCAGCACCAAGCCUACGCCAGAAGAGGAGGCCUGCAACGUCUUCCCUUGCCCGGCCUUCUGGGACAUCGGGGAGUGGUCGGAGUGCAGCAAGACGUGUGGCCUGGGAAUGCAACACCGCCAAGUCCUGUGCCGGCAGAUCUACGCCAACCGCACCCUGACAGUCCAGCCGCACCGCUGCCACCACCUGGAGAAACCGGAGACAACAAGUACGUGCCAGCUGAAGAUCUGCAGCGAAUGGCAAAUUCGGACAGAAUGGACACCGUGUUCGGUGCCGUGUGGCGUGGGCCAGCGGAUGCGAGACGUGAAGUGUGUGAGCAACCUGGGAGAUGUCGUCGAUGAUGAGGAAUGCAACAUGAAACUACGGCCGAAUGACAUUGAGAACUGCGAUAUGGGACCCUGUGCCAAGAGCUGGUUUCUCACAGACUGGAGUGACCGGUGUUCUGCCGAAUGCGGCGCGGGGGUCCGGACGCGCUCUGUGGUCUGCAUGACCAACCACAUCAGCAGCUUGCCUCUGGAGGGCUGCGGGCACAACCGGCCGCCGGACACGACUCCCUGCGACAACGGGCCAUGUUUGGGGAAGGUGGAGUGGUUCGCCGGGAGCUGGAGCCAGUGUUCAGUCGAAUGCGGCAGCGGAACCCAGCAGAGGGAAGUGAUUUGUAUCCGGAAGACCGAAAGCAGUUUUGAAAUGCUGAAUCCCUACGAGUGUUCAUAUUUGGAAAGGCCUCCCAGCCAACAAAACUGUGACCUCAAGCCUUGCGGCGCAAAAUGGUUUAGUACCGAAUGGAGCACGUGCUCGAAAUCUUGUGAAGGCGGCUUCCGCGUCCGAGAGGUGCGGUGCCUGUCCGAUGACAUGACGCCCAGCUCCAAGUGUGACACGCAACUCAAACCGGAGGAGAAGGAGGUGUGCAAUACCCAGGACUGUGUACCAGAAAUAGCAGCACAGAGCUGGUUCAAAGUCGCCGAGAGGGCAUCUGUGGUGGAACGUGUUAGCAAAUAUUGA